Folsomia candida is the source of this 1584-nucleotide messenger RNA. RefSeq lists its product as uncharacterized. The coding region runs from base 237 to 1439 and encodes 400 amino acids. The transcript has 8 exons. The record is from RefSeq and is a predicted model, not a curated record. NCBI's taxonomy places the organism in Eukaryota, Metazoa, Arthropoda, Collembola, Entomobryomorpha, Isotomidae.
AAUUGACGGUUCUAAAUUAACUGGGACCAUUUAUAUAAUCAUAAAAUCAAUUGACGUGAGUUGAUUCCAGUUAAAACCAAGUGAACACAAAAUCAUUCUCGUCAGUUCAUCGUGACAUCGUCUGCUUCCUGGUAGUUGUAUAAAGUUGAUAGUUUUCUCAGAAUACUGGCAAAGCCCACCUAUAAUUUUAAGAAUUUUCGAUAACUCCACCAUCAGAUCAGACAUUGUACGUCAGAAUGGUUCCUGACACGCCAACUAUUUCAUGUAACUCCACUCAAACACAACACACAAUACAAAUGAAGCGUCGAUUAGAAUGCAUCCCGAUUUUACAUGUGCGAGGGACUCACUACAAUAUUGGGAGAGCAAUUGGACAAACAUUCAAAUCUAUGAUUCAAGAAAUGCUCGAUUCAUGGCCUUACUUUAACGAUCACAUCAUGAAGUGUUUCCUGCAAGAGGAUGGCAAACGCAUCUACGAAAAUUCUCUGAAACUCUGUAAGGCAAAAUUUCCUGAUUUGGUUGACGAAAUUAGGGGUAUGGCUGAUGGUUGUAAUCUUCCUUUUGAGAAGCUGUUUCUUCUUAACAUUGACUCCAUGAUUACUGACAAGGACGAGAGUGUUGUCCCCAUGCGUGGCGCUACCGGAUGCACCAGCAUAAUUUGCAACAAGGAAGAAGUGUUGCUUGGUCAUACAGAAGAUGCCAUGUGCGAAAUAUUAAAUAAUUGCUACAUUAUAUCCGCCGAAAUCAUGGAUUCAAGUGGCCGUCUUAUUGAAAAAUUUACAACUUUCUCAUACGCUGCACAUUUGAUGGGCUAUACGAUGGGGUUUAACGAGCAUGGGAUGGUCUAUUCUGUCAACACGCUAUUUCCGUCUAUUCAUAAGAAUGGCACCCCCAGAGCAUUUAUUGCUCGAGCAAUUCUUGGAGCUAAGAGCUUUGAUUCCUUGUUGGACAUUCUGAAAGACUGUGGACACGGUAUUUCGGAUGGAAUGAGUCUAAACGUUCAUUUUGCAAAGGAUGAAGAACCACGAAGAAUGUUUUACAAUAUUGAAGUCAUGCCACCGUCACCGUCAUCAUCUGAAGAAAUACCAGAGUCACUAUUGUCAAUCUUAACUGUCAAUUCUGGAGAAUCGUCGGUUCACUGCAACAAAUAUUUGCGGUUCAAUGCCAAAGAACAGUCAUUGCCAGUUGCUGUAAGCACUAAUCGGCAACUAACCCUCGAAAGACAUCCAGAGCCGUCUGGGUUAUCAGACAUAAAAUUUAUGCUAAGUGACCAAAGCGACAAGAAUUUUCCAGUGUACAUUUGUGAUGAAAUGCAUACCAAGCUAUCUCAUAUCAAAACUGUUGCAGUUGGCGUCUUUGACAUGAUGGGAAAAACCUGGUCAAUAUAUCUUGGAAAACCAACAGAAUCUGAACCAGUAGCUGUAUUACCUUUGAAUUUCUAACCCAAGUAUUUUCAUUUAAAGUUUUCAUACUCAUUUAUGUAUUUAAGGUCAACGCCAAUUGCACAAUUUAAGCUUUUUAUAGUAUGUAAUUUUACAAGAAAUGAUUACGAAGUCAAGAAAUAAAUCCCUGCUACUCAAAAUCAUA